CGCGGCGCCUCGCUCCCCUGGGGACGGCGGCAGGAGGAGGGGGGGAAAGUCCGGCCGGCCGCUGCAAGCGUGCCUGCAGCUCUCGCCCUUCUCUGCAAAUAUUGAGCUACCGGCCGGCUGGAAGAGGGGCUCCUGCCCUUUGCUCUGUUUGCCGUUUCCUCCGGCUGUUUGGUUUCAGUUAAUCAUCCUGAGAAGGCAAACAGGGGUGGGGACGGACGCUGGGCCCGUGCCACCCGUGCCUGCCGGGCCCCGGGACCCUCAGCGCAGGGUGGGUGCCACCCUGCCUGCCCCAGGCCUUGGCCACCAGCUUGGGGCCCCCAGGGAGAGUCUCCUCCCCGCUGCCAGGAGGGGAUCCGGCUGCUGGGCUCAGCUCCCUGUGGGCACUGCUGAGGAGCAAGGAGCCCAUGAUGCAUGCUGGGGACCUCUUGGUCCUCUGUCUGCAGGGUCAGAUUAGUCCAGCACUGGGGGCACCAUCCAGGCUCCUUACAGGAUCCCAGGGCAGGAAUACAAAUCAUAAUAUAGAAUAAGACAGGUCCUGGUCUGUGCCGGGGCUGAGAGGUGGUGUAGGAACAGGUGAGGUGAGGAGCUCACAUGGAUGUUUGGCCCUGUGCUGCUUGGGCCGUGGUGAGCUCAGGCCACAUGGCCAGGUCUGCAGGGCCAGGAGCUGCCCCCACGUCUCCCUGCCCGGCCCCCACCAGGCUGGCCGCCCCGCUGGCGCUGUUCUCUGCGGUCUGAAGGUCACGCUGCUGCGCAGUGAGGACGGUGAAGAAACACGGAUCCCUCCAGCGCGCUGGCACUCAGCAGCACUCUGAAGCCACCAGACACAAUGUUUUGGGGUCUCCUUUCUCUCCUCCUCUUUGCCAUGGCCAGCGGAACCCCCAUUGGGGACCAGGAUGAAGACAUCCAAGUGCAGGAGAAUUUUGAUGCUGAGCGGAUGUAUGGGAAGUGGUAUGAUGUAGCCAUUGGCACCACCUGCAAGUGGAUGAAGAACUACAAGGAGAAGUUCAACAUGGGCACGCUGGUGCUGGGCCCUGGCCCCAGUGCCGACCAGAUCAGCACAAUCAGCACCAGGUUGCGGCAAGGUGACUGCACUCACAUCUCAGGAGAGUACCAGAAAACCAGCACCCCUGGCAAAUACACCUACUAUAAUCCCAAAUGGGAUGUGUCUAUCAAGUCUUAUGUGCUUCGCACCAACUACGAAGAAUACGCAGUCAUUCUGAUGAAGAAGACAAGUAGUUAUGGUCCAAGCACCACACUGAAGCUGUACGGGAGAAGCCCAGAGCUGCGGGAGGACCUCACCGAGGCCUUCCGGCAGCUGGCUCUGGAGAUGGGCAUCCCUGCGGACUCCAUCUUCAUCCUGGCCAACAAAGGUGAAUGUGUCCCCCAGGAGACUGCCACUGCCCCCAAGAGGGCGCGGAGAGCAGUGCUGCCACCUGAGGAGGGCUCAGCCGCGGGACCCUUGCCCCCAUACGUUGGCAACAAGGAAGAUGCGUGCCGGCUGAGCCGGGACCCCGGGCCCUGCAGCGGGAUGCUCUCCCGCUUCUUCUACAAUGUCUCUUCCAUGGCCUGUGAGACCUUCCUCUAUGGUGGCUGCCUGGGCAAUGGCAACAACUUCUACUCAGAGAAGGGGUGCUUGCAGGCGUGCCGGACUGAGGCUGCCUGCAGGCUGCCCAUCGUCCAGGGGCCCUGCCAGAAGCCAGUGCUGCGCUGGGCCUUUGAUGCGGCCCAGGGCAAGUGCAUCAAGUUCAGCUACGGAGGCUGCAAGGGCAAUGGGAACCAGUUCUACUCGGAGAAGGAGUGCAAGGAGUACUGCGGGGCUCCUCCACUGGCAGAGGAUGAGGAGUUUCUGCGUCUGUCACACUGAUGUGGGUGGAAGACGAGCACCGAGCACUGGAACCAGGGCCUCGCAUGAACUCCUGGUGGCGCAGGAGAUGUCUUCAACAGUAAAUGUCUC
Molecule: messenger RNA, 1954 nt
Organism: Cygnus olor (mute swan)
Lineage: Eukaryota; Metazoa; Chordata; Aves; Anseriformes; Anatidae
Gene: AMBP
Product: alpha-1-microglobulin/bikunin precursor
Exons: 10
Coding region: 827-1864 (345 amino acids)
Cellular component (GO): plasma membrane; cell surface
Molecular function (GO): serine-type endopeptidase inhibitor activity
Source: RefSeq, a predicted model, not a curated record